UGCAUUUACUUACAUAUUUCUAUAAGAACUUUAGGGAAUCUUGAACACACGUAAAUAUUUAACAAUCGCAAUCUUUUAAUAUUGUAAAUAGUUGUAAAUAAAAAAAAGAAAUAAAUAAAUAUUUAUAACAUUAAACAAAAUAUUAGUUUUUAUCGAAACAUUUUUGAAAAUUUAGAAUUUUGAAGAGGUUAAGGUAAUACAUCAACAAAAAAUCAUCAACAAUGUAAACAUUAACAUAAUAUUGAUGAAAUUUUAUUGUCAACAAAAAUUUAUUUACAUUCAAUAUUGUUAAAUUUAUUGUUUAUAAACUUUUUUAGAACUAUACUAUUUAAAGAACCAAAAUCGAAAUUUUGAUGGCUUUUUCACAAUCAAAUUCAAGAGAAAAAUUUUGGAAGAAUUGCAAUUAAAAAAACAAAUGCUUUUAAAGCAAGGUGUGGCACCAACAUUGAACACAUCAUUAGUAACUUCAACAGGUUCCCCUUCUAAUUUGCCUUCUACACAACCCUCUGAUGGUGUUGCUAUGAGUGCAUCCCAAAGAGCUGCCUUACAUAACGCACAUGCAGCAUCAUCAGGAUAUUUUGUAACACAGGAUUCUUCUUUUGGCAAUCUUAUUUUACCAGUUCUUCCUAGAUUUGAUACUAAAUAAAGAACUUAAAUUGCAUAAUUUCAAAUUAUAUAAAUGACUAUGCAGACUUUAAAUUGUGUGAUGAAAGUGAUUUUGAACUAUAUAUGUUUUUUUAAGUGCGCUUCUUAUAGUGAAAUUAAAGCAUAAGGUGAUAAUUAAUAAUUAAUCAAAAUGGCUAACAUUCAACUUCGUGAGUUAGAAGAAUAUUUACAACAGUUGGAUGGAUUUGAUAAACCAAAAAUAUUACUUGAACAAUAUUGUACUAGUGCUCAUAUUGCAUCACGCAUGUUGUACUGUGCUGAAGUUCAAUUUAAUGAUAUAGAGGGACAUUCAGUAGGUGACUUAGGUUGUGGGUGUGGUGUUUUAUCACUUGGGGCACAGAUGCUUGGAGCAAGUCAUGUAAUUGGUUUUGAAAUAGAUUCUGAUGCACUUAAAAUUCAAUCUAAAAAUUGUAAUGAAAUAGAUUUGUUUGUGGAAACUGUACAAUGUGAUGUAUUACAAUAUUUACCAGGCCGAUUUGAGAAGUACUUUGAUACAAUUAUUAUGAAUCCACCAUUUGGUACAAAACAUAAUACAGGUACAGAUAUGAAAUUUUUAAAAGUUGCAACCAAAUUAGCAUCAAAUACUGUGUAUUCAUUACAUAAAACAAGUACCCGUAACUAUAUUCUUCAGAAAGCUGCACAAUAUGGAGCCAAAGGCAAAGUUAUUGCAGAACUGAGAUAUGAUUUACCAAAAGCAUAUAAGUUUCAUAAAAAAAUGUCUGUAGAUGUUCAAGUGGAUUUUAUACGAUUUGAAUUAAAUUACUAAAUAUUUUCAUGAAAAAA
This is a messenger RNA of Apis dorsata (giant honeybee), 1449 nucleotides long. RefSeq names its product methyltransferase-like protein 5 (gene Mettl5). Gene Ontology annotation, biological process: rRNA methylation. The record is from RefSeq and is a predicted model, not a curated record. The transcript is spliced from 5 exons. NCBI's taxonomy places the organism in Eukaryota, Metazoa, Arthropoda, Insecta, Hymenoptera, Apidae. Bases 797 to 1432 code for a protein of 211 amino acids. Gene Ontology annotation, molecular function: rRNA (adenine-N6-)-methyltransferase activity; nucleic acid binding.